This is a messenger RNA of Oryctolagus cuniculus (rabbit), 1978 nucleotides long. NCBI's taxonomy places the organism in Eukaryota, Metazoa, Chordata, Mammalia, Lagomorpha, Leporidae. The record is from RefSeq and is a predicted model, not a curated record.
GCAUUUGACCCGACACUUGGAUACGGUCAGGGCUGUUCUCACUCGGCCACAGGGCUGUGCUCUGAGAAGACGGGAUCUCUAUGAGAUCCAUAUCAGCUGCCUUGGAGAUUGCUCAAAGCCAGCAGAACCCAGCAAAGAAGGGUCAGCCAUGGAAGACACCAGACCUGUGUCCACAGGAGUGUCCUCCAGGGACCAUGAUGCACUACGAGAGGCACCGGAGGGCAGCCUUUGCCCAGGGAGCACAGACCCACAGGACAGCAGCCCGUUGGCCUCCAGUUCUGCCUCUUCGGUCGCUGAGCCUGAGCAAGAAUUCAGGGGGAAGAGGGACCGGAAGACGAGGAAAUCGGCGGGUGCCCAGCCAGCCGCCUUAGAAGCUGUCUCAGAGCUGAAGUCCUGGAGGAAGAGGGGGCAGAGGAAGAACAUAUGGACUGUCAAUCAUGUCGAGGGCACAAAACUCAGAAUGAACAAGAGGAGAAGACCCAGUUACCGCCCGGAGGACCAAGAGGCCUUCUACCGGCUUCUAGAGGACCCCGUCAUCCAGAGCUUCCUGGAAGCUGACAUUUUCCUCAAAGUGUCUGACAAGUACCUGCUGGCCAUGGUGGUGGAGUACUUUGGCCGCGUGGGGCUGCCCGGACACCUCUACAACAGGAUCCACUUCUUCCUGGCUCUCUACAUAGCCUCCGACAUGGAGGAGGACAACCCCACGUCCAAGCGGAGCAUCUUCCAGUUCCUGCUGGGUAAGGAGCACUGGCCAGACCUCUACAAGGAGUUCCUGAAGCUGAAGGUGGAGUUCUUCCACGCCAUGGACCACCGCGCCUGGGUCACCGCAGAGCUGUGCGAGGAGAUCCAGGCCCAGAAUCCACAUCACUGGGUCUGGAGCCGGGAGCGCCAGUGCGCCCCCUAGGUUCCCAGGCCUGGGAACGCCGCCGCGGGUGGUGCCAUGGGGGCUGCUGAUGGCCAGCUCCUGCCCACCCUGACACCCCCUCCCCCAACAAGGAAGUGACUGCCUUUUCCCCGGCUCCAGGCACUGGCAGAGGGGCAGCAGCUGGCCCCCAGCUUUCCUCUAGCCCUGCCAGAGUCCAGGGAGAGCCUGGGCCACAGCAGCCCGUCCCCGGGGUGUCAGACCAGCUGAACGUACGCUGCCCACCCCCAGGCUUCACAUGGAUGUCGGCCAGCAAAGACCCCUGACUCCUGGCUGUCCUGGGAGGGGUCCGGCAGUAACUUGGAGGGGCACGAGGGGAAACCAAGACUUUCAGAGCAGAAGCCACAAGUGACAGGAAGACGGAGAAGGGAUGGGAAGUCCAGCAAGAAGCCCGGGCCCCGCAGCGGAAGAGGAACUUGGAGGAAGAAGCCAAAGCAACAACAGGAAGAGGCAAGGAGAGGAGAGGAGACAGGAAGGGGAGAGACACACGGCAAGCAGGGGGAAGGGCCCCUUCCAGACACACAGGGCCUCGGGGGAAGCUGUGCUCAGAGCUCGUCCUGAGCCAAGGGCUGGACUGUCCAGGGAGGCCUUGUCUGGUGGAGACGGCUGGGCAACUUCAGCCACAGCACUGAUGGGGGCAGGGAGACUGUUGGCGCGCAGACCUGAGGCUGAAACGGAAGUGGGAGUGAGAGGGGCGAGACCGUAUGCAAUCAUACGAUCUGACAAAACGGACACAACCAGCUUCUGUAGUGAGAAGAGGAAAGGAGGAGAAGAGGCGAGAAGCGGUCAGGGCCCAGGGCGUGAGCAAAGCUGGGAACAAGCAGAAGCCGAGGUUGGAAAAGAGGGCUCAAGGUGUCCUGUGAAGAUUGGCUCAAAGCAAACGGGAGCUGUCCUAAAUGCUGAGAGCCAUGAGCCGACGCAGUUCGCCAAGAGCAAAGAAAACAGACCAAGAGACACACACAUAUUUAAUAAAUAUUAAAAAUAGGACACGACUGGGAUCUGCCAUACGACUUGUAUUAAUAAAUUUGAACUCUACUAAACAAAAAAGAGCUUCAG